AUGUCCUGGAAGUCACUGUUAUCCAAGAACAUCAAAGAGCUUCGCAUUCAGUUAUCUCCUGCUCAAACUUCUGCACCUGGAAGCAAUGGAAUUCGUGACUUUAUUCUCAGCAACUACAAAUCAAUCAAAGCCGCCAAUCCUCAUUUGCCUGUUUUGAUUAGAGAGGCUCCAGGCACUGAAGCUCGUGCCAUUGCCAGAUAUGCUUUUGGUGCCGAGCGUAUCAUCUCACUCGAAAACCUUACUGCUGCUCAAGUUGAAACUCAGUUUAAGCUGCUUGCAGAGACAAAACCAAGCUCUUCCGAGUUAUAG
Messenger RNA from Batrachochytrium dendrobatidis JAM81, 309 nucleotides. RefSeq lists its product as uncharacterized. NCBI's taxonomy places the organism in Eukaryota, Fungi, Chytridiomycota, Chytridiomycetes, Rhizophydiales. The transcript is spliced from 3 exons. Bases 1 to 309 code for a protein of 102 amino acids. The record is from RefSeq and is a predicted model, not a curated record.